CUGUUAUUUGUGUGUCAUCCUCAGGAGGAGUAUUAUGGGAAGGAGCUGAUCAUGGCCGACAGAGACUUGGUUGAACAGGGGGCUGAUGAGAUCCUGAAGGAUGCAGAUGUGACUGAUGUGGCGUUCCUGGUGGUGGGCGACCCAUUCGGAGCCACCACCCACAGUGACAUGGUCCUCAGAGCAGUGCAUGCUGGGAUACCGUACAAAGUCAUCCACAACGCCUCCAUCAUGAACGCUGUGGGCUGCUGUGGGCUGCAGCUGUAUAACUUCGGGGAGACGGUGUCGUUAGUGUUUUGGACGGAGACGUGGAGACCUGAGAGCUUCUACGACAAAAUCUGUAAGAACAGAAAAGCUGGACUGCACACGCUCUGUCUGCUGGGUGAGACACACACACACACACACACACACACACACACAAGAUACGUUUACUUCACAGCACGCAGGGCGUUCAAUGACCAAAAUGAAUGCUCACCUGUUAAAUUGAACCUUUUUUUUUAUGGUGCACUGGUUGGAUUAAAUCAAACUGGUUAAUUUAAGGUGGACUGGGAGAUUUGUUCUCUGAAGCUCACAGAAUCAGAUCUUGAAUGCAGCAGCUGGAUGAUGCGUUCAGGGUCGAGCAGGUUUGAGCGCCACCAGGUGUCUGGUCAUCCAGAGCAGACCACCAUCAAUCAACACGCAGACAGAGACAGACAGAGAGAUGGACAGAGGCAGACCGAGACAGACA
Molecule: messenger RNA, 724 nt
Organism: Epinephelus moara (kelp grouper)
Lineage: Eukaryota; Metazoa; Chordata; Actinopteri; Perciformes; Serranidae
Product: diphthine methyl ester synthase-like
Exons: 3
Coding region: 52-531 (159 amino acids)
Biological process (GO): protein histidyl modification to diphthamide
Molecular function (GO): diphthine synthase activity
Source: RefSeq, a predicted model, not a curated record